AUGGAUGGUGUCGAUCCAAAUACUCUACUGGAAUGGCUCCAAACAGGGGUCGGAGAAGAACGUGAUCUCCAGAUGAUGGCCUUGGAGCAACUGUGCAUGCUGCUAUUGAUGAGUGAUAAUAUUGACCGGUGUUUCGAAAGCUGUCCUCCCCGAACGUUUCUUCCAACGUUAUGCAAAAUUUUUCUUGAUGAUACAGCAACUGAAAAUGUCUUGGAAGUUACUGCACGAGCGAUUACAUAUUAUCUUGACGUCUCCAACGAAUGUACUCGACGUAUAACGCAGGUUGAGGGAGCUGUCAAAGCAAUUUGUAAUAGGCUUGCUGCUGCUGAAAUGACGAAUAGGACAAGCAAAGAUUUAGCUGAACAGUGCGUGAAACUUUUGGAGCAUAUAUGCCAACGUGAAACAUCUGCGGUAUAUGAUGCCGGUGGAUUACAGUGCAUGCUUGCUUUGGUGCGACAGCAUGGCCAGAGUGUUCACAGGGACACUGUUCACUCAGCCAUGUCUGUUGUGACAAGACUGUGCAGUAAGAUGGAACCUAGUGAUUCCGCAAUGCCACAGUGCAGUGCAGAUCUUGGAGCCUUAAUUGAGCACGAUGACAUUAAAGUAUCUGAAUGUGCCCUAAGAUGUUUCGCUGCCCUAACUGAUCGUUUUAUACGCAAAUCUAUGGAUCCGGUAGAGCUGGCACGACAUGGUAAUUUGGUGGACCAUCUUUUGAAUUCCCUCCAUCUAUCAUCAGUACAGUCGGCACCAUCGUUGGCGCUUCCCACUUCGACGUCUUUGAUUAAUCUUUGUCGUGGUUCAGCAGCUGUCACGGAGCAAGUGGUAAGUUCUAAUCUCCUGGUACCAGCUCUAAAAACGGUAUUAUGCAGUAAAGAUGAAAGAUGCGUCAUGGAUGCAAUGAGAUUUUGUGAUCUAUUAAUUAUUUUAUUAUGCGAAGGUCGUCAUGCAUUACCGCGAAGUUCGACAUCCUCGUCAGUAUCUUCUCGCAGUGAAACAUCUGUUUUUGAACGGUCUCAUCGGCACUUAAUUGAUUCUAUUCGCCAGCGGGACACAGAUGCUCUUAUAGACGCUGUAGAAUCAGGACAGGUUGAUGCAAAUUUUACGGAUGAUGUAGGGCAGACGUUGUUGAACUGGGCAUCGGCGUUUGGAACUGUUGAUAUGGUCACUUAUUUGUGUGACAAAGGAGCGGAUGUAAAUAAAGGACAACGUUCUUCUUCGCUUCAUUACGCAGCUUGUUUUGGGAGGCCUGAUUCAGCUGUGUUUAUGUGUAUGCGAUGUAAUCUUGUACUACAGAAUGUUGGUAUUAUUCAAUUUAAGAUUGUAAAAGUCCUUCUUAAAAACGGAGCGAAUCCAGAAUUACGUGAUGAAGAGGGAAAAACCGCUCUUGAUAAAGCGCGUGAGAGAACUGAGGAGGGUCAUCAGCAAGUUUCAGCAAUUUUAGAAAGCCCUUCUUCAUACAUGCAGAAAGAUGAAACAGGGCUUACUGUUUUUACUAUGAUAAUUUUUGACAACCCUUUCUCUCUUAAUGAAUUAUACAUGAAAUCGUUUCAGCGUACAAUGGGUACAACUAUUUUGAAGUCAAGCGUAUCACUGAUAAGGAAGACGGUGCACCACAUGUCACCUGAGUCGCUUAAAUUCCUUGUGAGCAAUAAUUUUUCUUCUGGUCCGGAAGGCGUGAGCCUAUUCUUAUCUGGCCAGAAGCUUGCUGAGGGUAUCGUGAACGUUAUAGUUACAAUGCUUGAUCAUGAAGAUAAUAUUGAAGGACAAGAAAAUGUGUUGCUGUCCAGCAAAUUAUUUGAUGCAUUUUUAGGGGCUCAGAGACGGCGUAAAAGUGGCGUUGUGUCAUCGGCAUUCAAAAAUUCUGCCAGCGAAGAUGUGUGGGAGAUAGUACGAGAAAAGCAUUAUCGAUGGAAAGACUGGCGUAUCAUUAAGACCAGUGACUCGUUUUAUAUAUGGUGUGACGCAGUAGCUAUGGAACUAAGGUUCUUCGUCUUGAAAUCCCUUGUAGAAUGUUUUCCUGAAACUGGUGCUGAUAGUGCUGAAAAACGUGGGGAGUUUCUAGAUAAGCUGACUAAAGCGCGAAGUGCUGUCCCCUUAGGAAGUCCAUUGCUAUCUAUAAAAAUCGGGAAAUGGGUUUUGAAAUCUACCAAAGCGGGCGAGCUCAGCAUUAUUUCCGCUCAUAUUUCAUCGUCUGAUAUUUUGUUUUCACCGGUGAGUAAUGUCAGUUUUGAUUUCGUAACCGGGUGGGCUGCAAGAGGCGAUGGGCGGCGGUUGCGUUUCAGAACAGAAGCUAGAAAAGCGAAACUGCAGGAAAUGGCUAAAAAUUUGUGGGAGAAUUAUAUCAAGGAGGCUCAAGCCAAGCCACGAGACGCUUUAAUAGAGCUUCAGAAAGCAGCGGCGUCUAUUGAUCUGUAUAUCGUACAUUUAAUUUUCAAGGCAAUUUCUAAGUCAUUGAAAUAUUUGCGGGAUUCAGUAGUCAAUGAUAGCCUUUUGUCAACCUUCGAAUUGUCAAUUUCCGGUUUAGUCGGCGCACUACUAUCACUACUUUGUAUUGUUUCGAAUAAAAAGGACUGUUCUAGUUAUUUUUUACAGCAUUUUUCUGACUCUCGUUCUCUUGCUGCCUUAGUUCGUAAAGUUGUUCUUAUUCUGGAAGCAGUUGAGAAAUUUCCGCAAUACUUGUACGAUACACCAGGUGGUUCCUCAUACGGCCUUCAGUUGCUUUGUAGAAAAAUAAAGCUGAAGCUUGAACUCAGCCAGCCUCUUCAGAAAUCAAACAAUCAAAAUCAAUUUAUUGACAGGACUGGUAGUCUAAUGAAAACUGAGCCUCUGACUACCGUUGGACAGCUGAAAAAUUUUAUUUUGAAAAUGGUUUCGAAGCAAUGGUACGAUCGUGGGCGAGAAACGUUUAAUUUUGUCAAACAGAUUAAGGAAGCGAAAAAAUCUGGUGAUAAGCUUAAUUUUGUCUACACGAGUGAUUUUGACGAACAAGAAAAUUUCACCGUUCUUGCAGGUGUUAUAUAUUGGUUAGGAACAAAUGGUAAGACUUCAUCCGAAUGGACGAAUCCUGCAAGUGUUCAAGUAAUCCAUGCGACAUCUUCUGAUGGUUCUCGCCAGCCUUAUGGUAAACCAGAAGACAUUUUCAGUCGUGAUGUAAAUGCGAUAAAUUGCCAUACUUCUGACGACAAAAAUUCUCAUUUUACAAUGGAUCUUGGCAUAUAUAUGUUUCCAACUAUGUAUUCACUGCGUCAUGCUCGUGGUUAUGGUCGUUCUGCUCUCCGCAAUUGGUUGCUUCAGGGCUCUCGCAAUGGUCGUUCAUGGGAUACCUUGAUAAGUCACGAAAAUGACACUUCGCUCAAUGAAGUUGGUUCUACUGCUAGCUGGCCUAUUAGUUGUCCGAAAGGAAAAGGUCCAUAUCGUUUUUUGCGAAUAAUGCAGAAUGGUAAGAAUGCUAGUGAUCAGACUUGCUACCUCUCUCUCUCUGGGUUCGAAGUGUAUGGACCUGUUGUGGAUGUUGUGGUGGAAAACAAGGGUUCUAGUACCACGGCGUCAUCUACUACACCUGCCGGAGAUGAAAAGGAAGGCAAUUCAGUUGUAAAAGAGUUCGGGAUAACGUAUCUUCCAAGUGGUCCCAACAAUAAUAAACUAGCUUGCGGUGUUCUAGGUCCUGAGGUCUUGUCGAUGUUUCGCUAUCGUCGUAGCUUAAGGCAUGAAAAUCCUCCUGCAGAAAAAAGUAGUCCCGUAGUGUCUGCCGAUGCUGACGCAGUCUGUUCAGUUGGGAGUCGGGUUACGCGUGGUCCUGACUGGAAGUGGGGCGCUCAGGAUGGUGAAAAUGGCUGGGUUGAUGUACGGUGGGAUAGUAGUAUUGCAAAUUCCUAUCGGUAUGGCUUCGAUGGAAAAUUUGAUAUAACCGUAAAGUCCAGUGGCUCUAAUCCUGCUGCUGUGGUACCUAUCCCAGUAAGUGAUGCGAUUAUAAAGUUUUGGCUAAUUUUUACGAUGAUUAUGUUUACAGGUUCUCGGGAGACAAAAAAUAAAGCUACAGCAUCAUCAACAAUAUCGCAGAAAUCAAUGUCAACGACAAAUUUAUCUGAUGAAUCAAAAACGGAAAAGCAUCCUUCAGUUGCAUCAACGAAUCAAGCUGCAAGUGCAGAGUCUUUGCAACACCAAACACCGUCUUUGGAAAACCUUCUUGCUCGUUCUCGUAUAUAUGAUGAAAAGAUACCAGAAGUUGUAAAUGAUGACGGUUCAGGUCCAACAACAGAAGUUGCUGGAGCUGGGUGUUCAUUCUUAGGAUACGAAUCUGCUGUUUUUUACUAUUGUUUAAUUAGUACUCUAAAUUUUAGUCUCAGUGUAAGUGCCCCGGAUUUGGUGGUCAUGCGGCAGCAGCGCGCACAAGCGUCUACAUCUGCCGAAUUCAGGAAUGACCCAUCAAGUGAAACUCAAGAAGGGUCUGUUAACGGGGCAGGUGAUAGCAUAUCAAGCGGUGUGCUUGGAGCUGCACCAGGUAUUGUUAUGGGUGAAGCUGACCGCUUAUUAAGCGAACAGCGCUUACGCGCAAGUAAUAGUGAGCGCCAGCAAAGAAAUGUAAGUGGGUUAAAUCGCACUUGGGAUGAUGAGUUUGUUCUUAAGCAGCAGUUUCCUGUGCUUAUCCCCGCUUUUGACCCUCGACCUGGCAGACCGAAUGUUAAUCAGACACAAGAAAUUGAACUACCUGUUAACGUAAGUGAUGAGAAUGAACCGAAAUUGCGGUUAUAUGUCCGAGGACCAAACCUUGCUAAUAUUGCUAAUGUAACUGUUGAAUUGAAUGAUGACAAAGCCUCCUUCUUCUUUUUCCUUCAGCAGUUAGUCCAAAACGUUGAUUGGGGACAGAAAUCUGAAAGGACUCGCCGAAUCUGGGAACCGACUUACACUUUAGUAUAUGAAGAAAUUUUUGAUGAUUGCGACGUUAAUGACGAAAAUCUUUCACUGAGGAAGUCAAGCCAGAUUGCUCCAGCGAUUGUUAACGAGACAUUGGCUUUGCUAUCUGUCCUCCACAAACUUGGCGGAAUGCUGGAAGACCGUGAAAUGUCUUCUGAAACCUUUAUCAGUGAAAAAUUGACUCAGAAGCUGAUGCAAGAAUUGGCCGAUCCACUGGUUGUUGCUGCAGGUGCUUUGCCUUCUUGGUGCGAUCUUCUAAUAUAUCAGCACCCCUGUCUCUUCAGCGUUGAAACAAGGACAUACUUCCUUCAAGCCACUGCUUUUGGAACUGCUCGAGCUAUAGUGUGGCUGCAAGCACGGCGAGAUCAGGUAUGCGAAGUAGUUGCGCCAGGAAUUGUUUUUAUUUCAAGUGUUCGCAGAGACGAUCAUUAUCCGGAAUAUCGUAUUGGACGUAUUAAGCACGAACGAAUUAAGGUACCUCGCAGUGAUGAUCAGUUGCUAGAAUAUGCCGCUCGAGUGAUGAAGUUCCAUGCUGAUCGGAAAGCAGUUUUAGAAAUAGAAUACCAAGAAGAAGAAGGCACAGGACUUGGUCCUACAUUGGAGUUCUACGCACUUGUUGCUGCGGAAUUUCAAAAGAAAUCCUUAGCAAUGUGGAUAUGCGAUGACUCUGAUGAGGACCAAAUGAAACGUGAAGAGACUGCUGUAGAUCUUGGAGAAGGAGUUAAACCACCAGGCUAUUAUGUGCGGCGAGCAGGUGGCUUAUUUCCUGCCGCCUUACCUCCGUUUAGUGAAGAUAAUAAGCGUGCAGUUGAACUGUUUCGUAUGCUUGGGGUAUUCUUGGCAAAAGUGAUACAGGACGGCCGUUUGGUCGACCUUCCUCUUGCUCGGCCAUUCUUCAAACUACUUGUGAAUACCGGGGUAGUUGAUAUGACGACUCACGAUUUGCGCAACAUACUUACCUUGGACGAUUUUGAAGAAGUUUCUCCUAUGAAUGGACGAAUUCUCAAAGAGCUCACUGCUUUGGUUGGCAGAAAACGUGCUAUAGAAGCAGACUUGAGUCUUGAUCCCGAAGUAAAAAGGCGUCGCAUAGAUCGCUUAAUGCUAAAUGUUAAUGGCACAGAAUGCUCAGUUGAAGAUCUCUCUCUUAGUUUUGUAGUUAACCCACCGUCAAAUGUAUUUACUUAUUCCGAACUAAAUUUGGUCGAAGGGGGCUCAAAUAUGGACGUCACUACAGAAAACAUGGACUUAUACGUUGAAAAGUGCACAGAUUUUUAUUUAAACACCGGCAUUCGAAAUCAGAUUACUGCUUUGCGUGAAGGUUUCGACACGGUUUUUCCCCUAAAGUCUUUGCGAAUGUUUGCCCCGGAAGAAGUACAGACACUUUUAUCAGGAGAACAGUAUCCAGAGUGGACUCGAGAUGAUAUAAUCAACUACACAGAGCCAAAGUUGGGGUACACUAAGGACUCGCCAGGAUUUCUCCGUUUUGUUGAUGUCUUAGUUGGCAUGACACCAAGUGAACGAAAAUCAUUUUUACAGUUUACCACCGGUUGCUCCUCUCUUCCACCAGGAGGUCUCGCGAACCUGCAUCCUCGUUUGACUGUUGUUCGUAAGGUCGAUAGUGGUGAUGGAAGUUAUCCAUCAGUAAACACUUGUGUUCAUUAUCUCAAACUUCCUGAUUACAGUAGCACUGAAAUACUGAGAGAACGGCUGUUGACAGCUACAGCUGAAAAAGGAUUUCAUCUUAAUUAA
Enterobius vermicularis (human pinworm) is the source of this 6663-nucleotide messenger RNA. NCBI's taxonomy places the organism in Eukaryota, Metazoa, Nematoda, Chromadorea, Rhabditida, Oxyuridae. The record is from the annotation of a GenBank genome assembly.